Molecule: messenger RNA, 7081 nt
Organism: Mesocricetus auratus (golden hamster)
Lineage: Eukaryota; Metazoa; Chordata; Mammalia; Rodentia; Cricetidae
Gene: Cemip
Product: cell migration inducing hyaluronidase 1
Exons: 29
Coding region: 212-4366 (1384 amino acids)
Source: RefSeq, a predicted model, not a curated record
UCUGGCUGGCAGCUCCAAGCUAGCAGCUAGUAAGGCAGUGAGCGCGCGGAGCCGAGAGAGGAGCGCCUGCCGCGCAGAGUGGCAGUGGUCUGGUGCUGCGGGAGCACUGUGCUGAGUGAGGCUCGGAUCUGCACCCCACUUCCCGCGAGCUGUCGUCCUGUUGGCUCACGCUCAGGAGCUCGACGCGUGGGAUAAGAUUCUAGACUCCGGGAUGCUGCACUUCAAGUCCCCGAGGCGUGGCACUGUCUCGGUCAUCAACCGGAGGGAGCAUGCUGUUGGGCUGAGAGCUGCUGGGAGGCAUGAUGUCUCCCUCACGGUUGUGCUGGCCAUGGGCUGGCUCCUCCGGGUUGACUUCUCAGUGGCCGCAUCUACAGCGGCAGCUGAAUGUCCUGACCAGAACCCUGAACUGCAGCCUUGGACCCCUGGCCAUGACCGAAACCAUCAAGUACAUAUUGGUCAGGGCAGGAGUCUCCUGCUCACCUCUUCCGCCACAGUCCACUCCAUCACCAUCUCACAGGGAGGCAAACUUGUCAUUAAAGACCACCAUGAGCACAUCGUGCUGCGUGCCCGGCACAUUCUGAUUGAUGACGGUGGAGAGCUGCAUGCUGGGAGUGCCCUUUGCCCUUUUGAGGGCAAUUUCAGUAUUGUGCUUUAUGGAAGGGCUGAUGAAGGCCUCCAGCCGGACCCUUACUAUGGCCUGAAGUACAUUGGAGUGGGCAAAGGAGGCACUCUGGAGUUGCAUGGACAGAAAAAGCUCUCCUGGACAUUUCUAAACAAGACCCUUCGUCCUGGUGGCAUGCAGGAGGGAGGAUAUUUUUUUGAAAGGAGCUGGGGCCACCGUGGAGUCAUUGUUCAUGUCAUUGACCCCAAAUCAGGCACAGUCAUCCAUUCUGAUCGGUUUGACACCUACAGAUCCAAGAAAGAGAGUGAACGUCUGGUCCAGUAUUUGAAUGCUGUGCCUGAUGGCAGGAUCCUUUCUGUCGCAGUGAAUGAUGAAGGUUCUAGAAACCUGGAUGACACAGCCCGGAAGGCAAUGACCAAACUGGGCAGCAAGCACUUCCUACACCUUGGAUUUAGACACCCUUGGAGCUUCAUCACUGUGAAAGGAAAUCCUUCUUCUUCAGUUGAAGACCACAUUGAAUACCAUGGUCACAGAGGUUCAGCUGCUGCCAGGGUUUUCAAGCUGUUCCAGACAGAGCAUGGUGAACAUUUCAAUGUUUCUUCGACCAGCGAAUGGGUCCAAGAUGUGGAAUGGACGGAGUGGUUCAACCAUGAUAAGGCGUCUCAGAGCAAAGGCGGGGAGAAAAUUUCAGAUCUCCGAGCAGCUUACCCAGGGAAAAUCUGCAAUCGACCCAUUGACAUACAGGCCACAACAAUGGAUGGAGUUGCCCUCAGCACUGAGGUUGUCUACAAAAAUGGCCAAGAUUACAGGUUUGCUUGCUACACCCGGGGCCGAGCCUGCCGCAACUACCGAGUACGAUUCCUAUGUGGAAAACCUGUGAGGCCCAAGCUCACAGUCAGCAUCGACACCAAUGUAAACAGCACCAUCCUGAACCUGGUAGACAAUGUGCAGUCCUGGAGGCCUGGAGACACCCUGGUCAUCGCCAGCACUGACUACUCCAUGUACCAGGCCGAAGAGUUCCAAGUGCUCACCUGCAAAGCUUGUGCCUCUACGCAGGUCAGGGUGGCAGGGAAGCCGCAGUACCUACAUAUCGGGGAGGAGAUUGAUGGUGUGGACAUGCGGGCUGAGGUUGGGCUGCUGACUCGGAACAUCGUGGUGAUGGGAGAGAUGGAGGACCAAUGCUACCCCUACAGCAGCCACAUCUGUGACUUCUUUGACUUUGAUACCUUUGGGGGACACAUCAAGUUUGCUCUGGGGUUUAAAGCUGCCCACUUGGAGGGCGUGGAGCUAAAGUACAUGGGGCAGCAGCUGGUGGGCCAGUACCCAAUUCACUUCCACCUGGCUGGAGACUUGGAUGAACAGGGAGGCUAUGACCCACCUACGUACAUCAGGGACCUCUCCAUCCACCACACAUUCUCCCGCUGCGUCACUGUCCAUGGCUCCAAUGGCCUGUUGAUCAAGGACGUUGUGGGCUACAAUUCUUUGGGCCACUGCUUCUUCACUGAAGACGGGCCAGAGGAACGCAACACUUUUGACCACUGCCUUGGCCUCCUUGUUAAGUCAGGGACUCUCCUCCCAUCAGACCGGGACAGCAGGAUGUGCAAAGUGAUCACAGAGGACUCAUACCCAGGGUACAUUCCUAAGCCCAGGCAGGACUGCAAUGCUGUGUCCACUUUCUGGAUGGCAAAUCCCAACAACAACCUCAUUAACUGUGCGGCUGCGGGGUCUGAGGAAACUGGAUUUUGGUUCAUUUUUCACCAUGUGCCAACGGGCCCCUCCGUAGGGAUGUACUCCCCAGGUUACUCUGAGCACAUUCCACUGGGGAAAUUCCACAACAACCGAGCACAUUCUAACUACCGGGCUGGCAUGAUCAUAGACAACGGAGUCAAGACUACUGAGGCCUCAGCCAAGGACAAGCGGCCCUUCCUCUCCAUCAUCUCUGCCAGGUACAGCCCACACCAGGACGCAGACCCACUGAAACCCCGGGAGCCCGCCAUCAUCCGUCAUUUCACUGCCUACAAGAACCAGGACCAUGGAGCCUGGCUGCGGGGUGGGGAUGUGUGGCUGGACAGCUGCCGGUUUGCUGAUAAUGGCAUCGGCCUGACCCUGGCCAGUGGUGGGACCUUCCCAUAUGAUGAUGGCUCCAAGCAGGAGAUAAAGAACAGCUUGUUUGUUGGUGAGAGUGGCAACGUGGGCACAGAGAUGAUGGACAACAGGAUCUGGGGCCCAGGUGGCUUGGACCACAGCGGAAGAACCCUCCCUAUAGGCCAGAAUUUUCCGAUUAGAGGAAUUCAGUUCUACGAUGGCCCCAUCAACAUCCAAAACUGCACCUUCCGCAAGUUCGUGGCCCUUGAGGGCCGGCACACUAGUGCCUUGGCCUUCCGCCUAAACAAUGCCUGGCAAAGCUGCCCUCACAACAAUGUGACCAACAUUGCCUUUGAGGAUGUCCCGAUUACUUCCAGAGUGUUCUUCGGAGAGCCUGGGCCCUGGUUCAACCAGCUGGACAUGGAUGGGGACAAGACAUCUGUGUUCCACGAUGUGGAUGGCUCUGUGUCAGAGUACCCUGGCUCCUACCUCACUAAGGAUGACAAUUGGCUGGUUCGACACCCAGACUGCAUCAACGUCCCAGACUGGAGAGGGGCCAUCUGCAGUGGGCGCUAUGCACAGAUGUACAUCCAGGCCUACAAAAGCAGCAACCUGCGCAUGAAGAUCAUCAAGAACGACUUCCCUAGCCACCCCCUCUACCUGGAGGGGGCCCUCACCAGGAGCACCCACUACCAGCAGUAUCAGCCUGUCAUCACCCUGCAGAAGGGGUAUACCAUCCACUGGGACCAGACGGCCCCAGCUGAGCUUGCCAUCUGGCUCAUCAACUUCAACAAGGGCGACUGGAUCCGAGUGGGGCUCUGCUACCCAAGAGGCACCACCUUUUCCAUCCUUUCAGAUGUUCACAAUCGCCUGCUAAAGCAAACCUCCAAGACCGGGACCUUUGUGAGGACCCUGCAGAUGGACAAGGUGGAACAGAGCUAUCCUGGCAGGAGCCACUACUACUGGGAUGAGGAUUCUGGGUUGCUCUUCCUGAAACUAAAAGCCCAGAAUGAGAGGGAGAAAUUUGCCUUCUGCUCCAUGAAGGGCUGUGAGAGAAUCAAGAUUAAAGCCCUGAUCCCAAGGAAUGCAGGCAUCAGCGACUGCACAGCCGCUGCUUACCCCAGGUUCACCGAGAGGGCCGUGGUGGAUGUGCCAAUGCCCAAGAAGCUCGUUGGAGCUCAACUGAAGACAAAGGAUCACUUCCUGGAAGUGAAGAUGGAAAGUUCCAGGCAGCACUACUUCCACCUUCGGAAUGACUUCGCUUAUAUUGAGGUGGAUGGGAGGAAGUACCACUGCUCAGAAGAUGGCAUCCAGGUAGUGGUGAUUGAUGGGAACCGAGGUCACGUGGUGAGCCACGGGAGCUUCAGAAAUGCCAUUCUGCAGGGUAUACCUCGGCAGCUCUUCAACUACGUGGCAGCUAUCCCUGACAAUUCCAUCAUUCUUAUGACAUCGAAGGGCAGAUACAUCACCAGAGGCCAAUGGACCAAAGUGCUGGAAAAGCUUGGGGCAGAUAAAGGUCUCAAGUUGAAAGAAAAAAUGGCAUUCGUCGGCUUCAAAGGCAGCUUUCGACCCACCUGGGUGACUCUGGAGACUGAAGAACACAAGGCCAAAAUCUUCCAGGUGGUUCCCAUCCCUGUGGUGAGAAAAAAGAAGUUAUAAGGACAGUUGCCACUUGUUACCGCCCCAGGCUGGACUCCUACAGCAGCCAGGGACAGGAUGGCUGGGUCCCCUGGUUUCCAGCCCCACUGGGCUAAGGGACAGAUAUCAAAGACCUUGGUGCUGCCACCUGCCCCUACUCCAGUCUACCUGCAGCUACCUGGGCAGUGCUGGCUGAUGCUACAAUCUCCUCUUGGGUGCUUCUCUCCUGUCUGUGCCUCAUCGGUAGAGGCAUGGGGACCAUACAAAGAGACCGGGGUUGGGCUGGCAGCAGAUGGCUAUUUGGGCAGGAAUCUGAACCCAGAUAGGAGGUUGUCCAGAUGAUGGGACCACUCACUGAUUUCCACAGUCACUUGCAGACACGUUAAGUGGCAAAUGGAGGGAAGGCCAUCUUUACUCCUGUGAGUGAGGGUAGGGCUUCUUGGGAUUAGGAGCUGGACUACAGACAGAGCUGGCCAGGGUGGCGGACUGUGCUGGGGAGGAGAUGGAGUCCUCUGUCUGGAGGGCUCCCUUUUCAAGAGAAUUCAGCUGGCACAUUGCAGUGGGGACUAGGUGGCUCCUGGAGGCCCUUCCUGGGAUUGAAGAACUCUGUAGUGUUUUGCUCUGUGCUUGGAGUUCAGCGGUAGAGAUAAUCAUUGUAGCUGGCAUCUCUACUAUGAAUGCCCUUGAUACAGGGGAUGGAGAGGAGAGAGCUCACACUUGGAGGCCUUGCAUUAGCAGAUGACAGGGAAGCCAGGUCUCCAUACACUCGGAUACCAGGCUGCGAGUCCAGACAGAAGUGACACGGUUGACCAGUGGUAGCUCAAAGGAGUGGAAGUCCACACCACCCAGGAACAUGAGGGAAGGCUUCUUCUGGGAUGCUGUGGUGCUGGCAGGAGUGAAGGACAGAGAUGGUAGCGAGGCAUGAGGCAGCCUCAGGUCACCUUUGGCCUCCACAGCUGACCCACUUGUGAUGGAGAAGCAAGGUCAGCAGAGAAGAAAAAGGGCUGAGCUACAAUGUACAGAACCUCGUGCAGGUUGCUCUCCAGCCAGUCCCCUCUGACUCUGAGAGAGGGUGGAGUGAAGUUCACACACCUGAGGCUCAAUGACGGGCCUCUGGUGCACUUCAGCCAAGAGCUGAGCAGAAGAAGACUCCAGAAUAUCUGAGCAUGCUCACACCACAGUGAUCCCGUGGUGUUGGAGAUGGAGAGAACCUUGGGGAAUCCUCAAGGACCACCUAGUCUAGAGUUUUCAGCUACGUCUGAGGAGAAUGAGACCCGAGAUGGGAAAGAAGAACAUGGCCAGGUCCGUGAACCCCAAUCUCAGCACGCAUUGCCACAUCACACUGCCCCAACAGCUAGCCCAGGGUGUCCAGUGUAUCUGAAGUAGCUGCUGGAAGGGGGCUAUCCCAUGCAAGGGGAGACGAGGGCCGGAACAGAGUGAUCUUUCGCAAAGGGCUUUUUCAUCUUGUUCCUUAGUGCACACUGCCCACUCUCCUCUAGGCAGCAACCCUGCCUCCUUUAUUUUCCUCAUCCUGCCUGCCACACUUGGGCAUGGGCUAUCAUGACUGUGGAACCCUCUUGGUGCUACCUUAUUCCACAGUGGUGCUAGAAUGCCCAAUAGAUAGUGUCAGGAUAUGCCAAUGUGCUUCUGGUGAGCCAAAAUGGCUUUUUAUGAGGAUCUGAGCAUGGUUGACUCUAGCCCAGGGUCUCUCAAAGAGUGUGCACCCUGUAUGAGCAAAUAGCUCAGAUGCCCAGAGGAAUGGAAACUAUCCAUGUUCCACACUCUCCUGAGGUAUCAGGGGUUCCCUGGGGUUUGUGAGUGCCAUGGGUCCCUCUCCUUCCCAACCAUAAACUCUUUCAAAGACUUUCUUAGUCAGUCCACUCUGCCCAGUGGUGCCAAGGAGACAUAGUCCCAGAGUCCACUCUCCAGGCUGAGCCAACUUCCAGGGCCUCUUCCCCACUGAAUGGGUCUUCCAGCUAUUGGGAGGUGGCUGUAGGACCCAACCUCUUAAGACAGGGUUAUUCAGUGGCCAACAUCAGAGAAAAGACCUCUUCUGGGUAGAUGAGUGGGAGGGGAGGAGGGGAUAAAAGUGACCUCAUAUUUUUCUUGUCUAAGUUUCAUUGAAUUAUCAAUGCAAGGGUCUCACAUUGUGACCAGCUUAAGAUGCAAUGAUCACUUUCAGGUGGCCGUGAAUGUUGAAUGUCUCUGACUUAGCUCAUUUCAGCAAAUACCUACGGAAAAGUUCUCCAGGUUGUACAUAUGCUGAACGGUACAGGGUUCUAUACAGAAAGCUUUCUUUCCUAAACCAUCCACCAAGAGUCCAUGUCCAGGCAUUUUCUUGGUAGCACAAAUGUCUUUCUUGCUUAGAAAGUUGCUCUUGUCCUUUCUGUUGGUCAGCAUUGCCAUUGAGUCAGGGGCCUUUGGUUGAAAGGCUCCCUAAGGGCUCCUCUUCUCCCUAUUGGCUAAAUAGCUGGUCCUUUCUUGGGAAUUGGAUGCAAGGCAUGUUGUGUAUGUAAAUGUUUCUUGUAGGUGUCACCAUGAACAAAGGUAUAUUUUCUAUUUAUUUAUUAUAUAUGCACUUCAAGAAGUCACUGUCAGAGGAGUCAAGAGUCCUCUUAAGUAUUCUGUUAGAGGAUGUCCUUUGGAGCCCUGGGAAGGGGUGUGCCCAGAGCCAAGGACACCAGCUCUGGUUUGGAAAAAUCCUGCUGUACCAUAUUAAACAUACAAAGGAUGUCA